AUGUCGACGAUUGAUGACGUGCCGGCAGCUACGCGUUCUUUUUUCGACCAUCUGUGCGGUCCGUUCUUUGUGGCAUUUCGCGUUUUGGGCGUUUGUCCGUACACGAGAAAUCGAAACGGCGUCUUCCGCAAAAAGACCGUGUCUGUGUCUUCGAUGUACACGUUAAUCUCGGGCGCGACGUUCGGGUAUGCCACGUUUGCAGCGAUCAAGACGUUAUCCCGACAACCGCCUCCCAUAGCCAUGUCCAACUUCAAUCGCAUACUUUUGAAGUUCGGUUAUGGCACAUUGAUCGCACCAUCCGCCUUCGUGCCCGUCAUCAUGUGGUUCGAGACGACCAAACUCCAGGCAUAUCUACACGAGUGGCGACUAUUUCAAGACAAUUAUAAUAGAGUGAUCGGCGAUUUGGAUGGUACUAUUAUGAUCGUGAUCGUCAAGAAACGAGUGAACAGAAUUUAUCGAUCAAUAAUCGUGUUCUUAUUGAUCACAGGAGUUGCAAUAUCGUGGUCAUCAUCGACCAUAAACGACUUACAUGUACUCGUUUGCACGAUAAAAAGUAUUUCAAUCAUGGUUUUCAUUGCGGGAUUUUGGUUCGUGGGUGCAAUUGUGAUUGAGGCCACAAUCGACGGAUACAAGAAAAAAUUACAAACGGAGUUGGACAGGCACGACAGUUUCAGAUUCGGCGCCCGGUCGAUCGAAGACUACCGUCUGCUGUGGCUGCAGAUGAGUCGGCUGGUUCACGGGGUCGGCGAUUACAUGUCAGCCACAGUGACGUUUUGCAUAUUUCACACAACCAUCGUGGUCGUCUUGAGCGUGUACGCGCUGGCCGUGUGGGGCGCAACGCUCGUUAGACUGCGCCGGUACGAAGCGCUCGCGUCCGCCUUGGUGGCGCUCGUCUGCAACGCCACGUUUCUGUACGUGUACUGCGAUUGCGGUUACAGUCAGACCAAAAAAUGCGUCGACAGCGUGAUACUACUCAUACUGAAAUUGAAGUCGUUGGCCAGAUGGACAACAUCGAAUUACAUUCAGAUAACGUUGUUCUUAAAUGCCGUGAAUCAAUAUCAACCGAACGUGAAUGUGAUUGGCUUCUAUGAAAUCAACAGAGGAUUGCUUGGCUCAAUUUUAUCUUGCUUUUGACGUAUCUAAUAGUUCUCAUACAACUGAAUUCUUCGUUUACCAUGCCGAGCCCCGUAGAAGAUAAUAACAACAACACUAUAUAAUGACA
Messenger RNA from Rhopalosiphum maidis (corn leaf aphid), 1222 nucleotides. It is a transcript of the gene Gr63a, whose product is annotated as gustatory and odorant receptor 24. The coding region runs from base 1 to 1134 and encodes 377 amino acids. Lineage: Eukaryota; Metazoa; Arthropoda; Insecta; Hemiptera; Aphididae. The record is from RefSeq and is a predicted model, not a curated record. Gene Ontology annotation, biological process: sensory perception of taste. Gene Ontology annotation, cellular component: membrane. The transcript has 7 exons.